Camellia sinensis is the source of this 1783-nucleotide messenger RNA. RefSeq names its product snurportin-1 protein. Gene Ontology annotation, cellular component: cytoplasm; nucleus. NCBI's taxonomy places the organism in Eukaryota, Viridiplantae, Streptophyta, Magnoliopsida, Ericales, Theaceae. Gene Ontology annotation, biological process: snRNA import into nucleus. The record is from RefSeq and is a predicted model, not a curated record.
UCUAGAAUGAACAGGGAGGAGGGGAAAUGUGUCGAGUACUUGAAAAAGGGCACCGCAGGAAGACUAUCUUCACUCUCUAGCUUACCUCACCAUUCAAAAACUCUGGCGAAGGGAAAAACAACACCGCGAUGGCACCGCACGAUCUCCGCCGUCCAUUCAAACGUCCGGCGAUCUCCGAUCAACAGAAGCGCCGUGACCUCUCUCUUCUCCGGCAGACUCAGAACCGCCACGACUCUUCGAUGGUGAACUAAGCCCGCUGUUUAGCCUCCACAGUCCUCUCUCUCCAAAGCCAGGGUUCCGAACCUACGUCCGAGCCAGAAGAACCCUCCGUAGAGCUCGACCUCGUGCCCGAACCCGAGCCCGAUCCUGAGCACCAAACCAGUGACCUUGAUGUUCGACAGGCGGCGAAGCUCAGGGGCGCCGAAGCUCGCCGGUGGUUCGCGAGGCAGCUCAUGCUUCCUGAGUGGAUGAUCGAUGUCCCCGAUCAUUUGAGUCGCGAUUGGUAUGUAUUUGCGAGACCUGCAGGUAAACGAUGCUUUGUUGUUUCUUCUAAUGGAACAACAAUUAGUAGGCUUCGGAAUGGUUCUCUGUUGCACCGGUUUCCAUCUGCUCUACCCAGUGGUGCCAGGGCCAAAGGCAACUCUUGUUCUGCUCAAUCAUAUUGUAUACUUGAUUGUAUAUUUCAUGAGUCUGAUCAAACUUACUAUGUAAUUGACAUGGUUUGCUGGGCGGGAUACUCUCUCUAUGAAUGCGCUGCUGAGUUCAGAUUUUUUUGGUUGAACAGCAAACUUGUUGAGUCAGGGGCUUGUGAGCCUCCCUCAUUUUACCAUAAGUACAGAUUUGAUGUGGUUCCUGUGUACAACUGUGACCAAGCAGGGCUACACACAGCUUAUUCAGGGCCAGUACCUUAUGUCAAGGAUGGGCUAUUGUUUUAUAACAAGCAUGCACAUUAUCAAACAGGUAAUACACCAUUGGCAUUAGUCUGGAAGGAUGAGAACUGUAGUCAGUAUGUUAUUGAUACAGACAGCAGAGGACAAGUUCCAAGUCAACAACAGGUGGUUUUGGAGCUACAAGUCGAUGGGAAACUAACGUCGUCAGAUGAUCCUCCCGUUGUAUUUGGUUGUUUGGAGACUGACUUCAUACAAAAGUCAGGACUGCAAUCGGGAAAUCUUUUACGUUUUGCUAUUAAUGAUGGAGGACUGAGUUUUGGGGAUGGGAAACUGGAGAAGGCUGAUAUGCAGUAUCUUGGUAAGGUCAACUGUGCACGUGCUUUUGCAGAUAGCUACUCAAAGAUUGUGUUCCAGUACGCAGUUCGGCAUUCACCCCUACGAGUAGAAGAUCUCUUUGCGUCCAUUAGCUCAUUGAGUCAACAAGACAACAUAACUCGUGACAUGGAGAUGGUUGGUUGAUGACAGCUAUUGACGAGAACGAUUGAGGUGGUUGCUCAUGCUCACUCAAUGACAAACUUGAUUGCCCUUGUAGCAAGAUCCAAGCCGCCACCCAUUGUAUUUGUAGCAGUUAGAGGAUUUUGGUAUGAAUUUAGCGGCUGGCGAAUACACAAAGGGGUUUGUGUUUCUAUGACCAGUAGUUCUUUUCACUUAAUAUUAUUGUAUGUAUAUAUCAGGAGACUAUAUUUGGCUGAGUGAUUGGGCAUAUUUUAUAUGCUUCAUGAAUAUAAUUAUUUUCUGAGAGAGGGUUACUUAUUAUCUCUAUUGUUUGUUUUUGUAACACCACAUUUAUGGCAAUGAAGAAAGUGUGAUGUAUGUUUGUUUUGUUCGGUACA